Saimiri boliviensis boliviensis (Bolivian squirrel monkey) is the source of this 2545-nucleotide messenger RNA. It is a transcript of the gene STX11, whose product is annotated as syntaxin 11. Lineage: Eukaryota; Metazoa; Chordata; Mammalia; Primates; Cebidae. Gene Ontology annotation, biological process: intracellular protein transport; exocytosis; synaptic vesicle fusion to presynaptic active zone membrane. The record is from RefSeq and is a predicted model, not a curated record. Gene Ontology annotation, molecular function: SNAP receptor activity; SNARE binding. Gene Ontology annotation, cellular component: synaptic vesicle; SNARE complex; plasma membrane.
ACCGUCCUCGCGGCGGAAACGCACCGGACGGCAAAUGUCAUCAGCGCAGCGGGGAUUCCCGGGGAAAGUCCACCGCGCUCCCUGCCUUGGGAACCGGAGGAUGAGCUGAGGAACAGCUUCUGGCGGCAAACCUCCCACUCCCCGCGAGGGUCCGCUCCGCCCGUGGGAACUCCCCGAGGCGCACGGGAGGUGCUGGGGCGCGUCCCCGGCUCCGGGCGGCUCCGAGCGCAGGGACUCCGGGCGGGGCGGGAACCCGCGCUCUGCGAGCCGCCGCGCCCCGGCGCUGUCAAGCGGGGCGGGGCCUUGUCCCCAGCUGUGGUCGCUUCCUAAGCGGCGAGGGCAGAGCCGGCGGCGCCCAGAUGCGGCCGCGGCGGCGCGGAGCUCGGGCUGCAGCGGAGGAGCCCAGCCUCGGCCGCAGAGGGCGCGGGAGGCGCCGGGAGCGGAGCCGCCGAGAGUCGCUCAACAGGUUUCCUUCCCCAACGCGGCGCCCACGAGGGACGCGCGCCCGGCCGGGAGAGGGGCUUCUCGGUUCGAACUCUCGCUCCGGGCAAAAUGAAAGACCGGCUAGCAGAACUUCUGGACUUGUCCAAGCAAUAUGACCAGCAGUUCCCAGACGGGGACGAUGAGUUUGACUCGCCCCACGAGGACAUCGUGUUCGAGACGGACCACAUCCUGGAGUCCCUGUACCGAGACAUCCAGGACAUCCAGUAUGAAAACCAGCUGCUGGUGGCCGACGUGAAGCGGCUGGGAAAGCAGAACGCCCGCUUCCUCACGUCCAUGAGGCGCCUCAGCAGCAUCAAGCGCGACACCAACUCCAUCGCCAAGGCCAUCAAGGCCCGGGGUGAGGUCAUCCACCGCAAGCUGCGCGCCAUGAAGGAGCUGAGCGAGGCGGCCGAGGCCCAGCACGGCCCGCACUCGGCGGCGGCGCGCAUCUCGCGGGCGCAGUACAACGCGCUCACCCUCACCUUCCAGCGCGCCAUGCACGACUACAACCAGGCGGAGAUGAAGCAGCGCGACAACUGCAAGAUCCGCAUCCAGCGCCAGCUGGAGAUCAUGGGCAAGGACGUCUCGGGCGACCAGAUCGAGGACAUGUUCGAGCAGGGCAAGUGGGACGUGUUCUCCGAGAACCUGCUGGCCGACGUGAAGGGCGCGCGGGCCGCGCUCAACGAGAUCGAGAGCCGCCACCGCGAGCUGCUGCGCCUGGAGAGCCGCAUCCGCGACGUGCACGAGCUCUUCUUGCAGAUGGCGGUGCUGGUGGAGAAGCAGGCUGACACCCUGAACGUCAUCGAGCUCAACGUGCAGAAGACGGUGGACUACACCGGCCAGGCCAAGGCGCAGGUGCGCAAGGCCGUGCAGUACAAGAAGAAGAAUCCCUGCCGGACCAUCUGCUGUUUCUGCUGUCCCUGCCUCAAGUAGCAGGCCGGCCCGGGCCGCCGCCGCCCGUCCCAGACCCUGGAGCGCGCUGGGAAGGAUCCCCUAAGAGUUGCCCCAACUCUUAACGCAACUCUUUAGAGAAGAAUCGCGAGGUUCAGGAAUUGCAAACCAGCCCAUGCUUGGAAGGAUGGUUAGCACACCGUCCGAUGGUUCUUCAGGAAAGACAGAUUCCUACAAAGUUGUGCAAUGUCAUUAUAUGAUACCCUUGCACUCUUACUCUCUUGAUGGAAGCCAAGAAAAGAACUGACGCUGUAUCUGACUGUAGGGUAAAUGCCUGAGGCCUGCCUCCUAGUAAAAACUCAAGGAGGAAGUCAGUUGUGCGUCUGCUAAUAGAAUGGACUCAUGAUGGAAACUUCAGUUCCUUUACGUUGUACGGGAAAUUCCUUGGUUCUGUUCCAUUUUGAGCAAAAUUGGCCUUGGGAAAAACCAUGUUCUUCCUUUCCGAUUCUUCAUCCGGUCUAUGCUAUGCAAUUUCUCCCCAAGGAUAGAUCUUAUUUCUGCUCAUUUCCCCUACUUAUUAAAGUCACACCAAACACUUAGUGUUUCCUUAUCUCUUUCACUUUUUAAAUAUCUUUCACCAGGUUAUAUUUUGGGAUUAUUUUUCCAAAUGUUUUUAAGCACUGAAUAUCGAACAAGCACUCAAAAUGAAGUAUUAGUCGUGUUUUAUGUAUUUUUCACUGAUAAAAAUUAUUUAACAUUUAUCUUUUUACUUGAUUACAUAUGCACAUAUAUAUGUAAAUGUAAGAUCCUAAUAUUCACAAAUGUGUGUAUAUAAUGAUCAAUUGGUUUAGCUUCUUUUUUGUAAGCAUAGUAUAUAAAUUUCAAGAACACUUUCUGGCUCUCGGUAUUGAUUUGCUUGUUUUGAGUCUGUUUCACUCCAGUUUUCUCCUUUUUAGUCAAAACUUCAUAUUAAACAGCUCUCCAUUGGUUAUGGUGGUAGACAGAUGUUGAAAGCUGCAAAUGUAUACAGAGCUAGAGACAACUAACAUUAUUGGAAAUACUGCUUUUGCUUCACUGUGGAACAUUCCUUUCAUGCAUAGAAAUGAAGUAAUUUAAAGUAAAAGAAUUUUCCAGGCAAGCUUAAUAAACAUUACAUUAUAAAUAUAUUUUU